This is a messenger RNA of Oncorhynchus masou masou (cherry salmon), 4272 nucleotides long. Its product is annotated as gastrula zinc finger protein XlCGF57.1-like. Gene Ontology annotation, cellular component: nucleus. Gene Ontology annotation, molecular function: DNA-binding transcription factor activity, RNA polymerase II-specific; RNA polymerase II transcription regulatory region sequence-specific DNA binding. The record is from RefSeq and is a predicted model, not a curated record. Bases 98 to 1570 code for a protein of 490 amino acids. The transcript has 2 exons. Lineage: Eukaryota; Metazoa; Chordata; Actinopteri; Salmoniformes; Salmonidae. Gene Ontology annotation, biological process: regulation of transcription by RNA polymerase II.
AAAACUAAGGGAGGGUUUGUUUUGUUUGUGAACACCAUUUUUUUCCUCGUGGAUGUAUACAUACAUGCUGAAUACCCAACUCUCCGUUGACUGAAACAUGUCUAAACUACAGUCGUUUCGUGUGCUUUUAAAUGAGCGUUUAACCGCGGCAGCUGUGGAGAUUUUCGGGGCAUUUGAAGAAACGGUAGCGGAGUACCACGAGGAGAAUGAUCGGCUACGGAGACUGCUGCGGAUCACACCGGAGAUAAAACUAUGUAGAAUAGAUUCCCUGCAGCUCUCUGUCUCUGAAGAGGUUCUCGCUGAGCAGCAGCACUGUGAGCAGGAGUGGAGCCCCAGUCUGGGGCAGGAGAACCCAGAACUUCCACAGAUUAAAGAGGAACAGGAGGAACUCAGGACCAGUCAGGAGGAAGAGCAGCUUCAAGGGCUGGAGGCUGAUAUCAUAGAGUUCAAAUUCACUCCUUCCUGUGUGAAAAGUGAAUGUGAUCAGGAGGACCCACUUCAGUCCUUGACUCUUCCCCAAACCCAGACUGUGGAGAACAGAGAGAGUGACCCUAAACAAGUGGAUCUCACACCUUUUGUUACUGUGACCCACCUUAAGGGUCUCUACAUUCCCUGUGACCCUCAAGAUAAUCAAAACAAUGCCUCCAGCCACAGCUCAGUUGUAUGCAGUGACCCAGUAGGACUUGACAGCAGCCCAUCAUUGGAUCCCAGCCCAUCAUUGGAUCCAAACCCAGCGAUGGGGGAACACUGUUCCAAACCCAGCACCACGUCUAGAAAAACUCACCACUGCCGUGACUGUGGUGAAACGUUUGCUCUGAAAGCUGACCUGCAGAGGCAUAUGACUCUCUACAAGAAGAGACUCCGUGAAUGCAGUUUCUGCAGAAAACGCUGCACCUCCACCUGUAAACUAAAGGCCCAUAUCCGCCUCUGUCACAGUGGGAGACCCUGCAUCUGCCCUGUUUGUGCCAAGACCUUCAAACUCAAAGGAUAUCUGUCCAAGCACAUGAGGAUUCACACAGGAGUGGGAGAGAAACCAUUUAGCUGUGGAGACUGUGGGAAAAGCUUCAAUUUGAAGGGGAACCUAAAGAACCACAUGUUGACUCACACAGGAAAUAAAUCAUUUAGCUGUGGAGACUGUGGGAAAAGUUUCAUUCAUAAGUGGAACCUAAGGAGCCAUAUGCUGACUCACACAGGAGAGAAACCAUUUACCUGUGGAGACUGUGGGAAAAGCUUCAAUCAGGAGGGGAACCUACGGAUCCAUAAACGGACUCACACAGGAGGGAAACCAUUUAGCUGUGCUGACUGUGGGAAAAGCUUCAAUCAGAAGGGGUCCCUAAAGAAGCAUAAACUGACUCACACAGGAGAGAAACCAUUUAGCUGUAGUGACUGUGGGAAAAGCUUCAAUCAGAAUGGGAACCUAAGAAACCAUAAACUCACUCACACAGGAGAGAAACCAUUUAGCUGUGAUGGUUGUGGAAAAAGCUUCACUCAAAAGUCUAACUUACUGACGCAUGUGAAAAAAAUACACAAAGGAGGAAAACAGGAUAAGCUGAAAGAAAGAACAUUAUGACAAAGAUCUAUUUAGUCACAAGAUGAACAUAAAAAGUCAGGAUGUGGACAAUUCUGAGUACACGCUCAGACACACAUAGCUGGAAUAACUGAGAGAAUAGUCAGAUUACCUGAUGACUAAAAUAUUAGUGCAGAUGGCAUUAUUUUGUUACGUGCAUAGAUGUAUUAUAGGUAAUGAAUGUAUAGGGAACUUCUGAAAUUCUACAGAUUGUGUGGCACAGCAGGAAUACACACAAACCAAAAAGUUAAAUAAUGGAAUUAAGGAAUACAUAAAUAUUAGGACAAGCCAUGUCGGAGUGGCGUAGACUAAAAUACAGUAGAACAGAAUACAUUAUAUACAUAUGAGAUGAGUAAAGCAGUAUGUAAAUAUUAUUAAAGUGACUAGUGUUCCAUUAUGCAAGUGGCCAUAAGGGCAGCAGCCUCUAAGGUUCAGGGUUACGUAACCGGGUGGAAGCCGCCCAAGAGAACAUUCUCAAAUAUGUGGGUGUAAAACACUGUUAAAAGCACUGUUUGUGUGGGGGUGGCUGUCCCUAGCAUUUCUAAAAGACAAAGAGCUGAGACUGGAUCAGUGGUUCACCCAGUCAGGGCCUUUGGCAACAGUAACAAAGGGUGAUGUGUAAUGAAACUAGGGUGCGUGUGCCCUGGGUAAACCAUUUCUUUGGGGGGGGGUGGCAUUUCUUUAUGAGCAUCGGGUAAUGUCCUCGGAACAAACCGGGAACUAGACAAAAACCUCCAGGAGAGAGCAUGGCACAAUGUCCCAUUAACCUUCAGGGACCAUGACACAACAUCCCAAGAAUUCCUUAAAAACGUCCUCAAGACCAGCCAGGAAUUAGACAGAUCCUCUAGGGAACCAUGACAACGUCCUUUAGGCGACCAUUUUGUGACAUCCUGGGAGGUCCCAACGACUCAUUGUUUACAUGGAAGUUAUGUUAUUCAUUAAAUAAGUAACAUUUACUCUUUUUUUAAUUGUUAGUUUUUUAACAGCUUUUCCGCUUCAAACAUGAGCAAAGGUGUCAUCAAGGCAAUGGGUGGCUACUUUGAAGAAUCUCAGAUAUAAAAUAUCUUUUGAUUUGUUUAACACUUUUUUUGGUUAUUACAUAAUUCCAUGUGUUAUUUCAUAGUUUUGAUGUCUUCACUAUUAUUCUACAAUGUAUAAAAUAGUACAAAUGUAAACCCUUGAAUGAGUAGGUGUGUCCAAACUUUUGACUGGUACUGUACAGUCGGCCAAAAGGUUUGAUGAUGUUUUGUUCCCCGAGCCACUUAGUUAUCACUUUUGCCUUAUGGCAAGGUGCUCCAUCAUGCUGGAAAAGACAUUGUUCGUCACCAAACUGUUCCUGGAUGGUUGGGAGAAGUUGCUCUCUGAGGAUGUGUUGGUACCAUUCUUUAUUCGUGGCUGUGUUCUUAGGCAAAAUUGUGAGUGAGCCCACUUCCUUGGCUGAGAAGCAACCCCACACAUGAAUGGUCUCAGGGUGCUUUACUGUUGACAUGACACAGGACUGAUGGUAGCGUUUACCUUGUCUUCUCCGGACAAGCUUUUUUCCGGAUGCCCCAAACAAUCGGAAAGGGGAUUCAUCAGAGAAAAAGACUUUACCCCAGGCCUCAGCAGUCCAAUCCCUGUACCUUUUGAAGAAUAUCAAAGCAAUGAUGAAGACACGUGUUUCCUUGCAGGUAACCAUGGUUGACAGAGGAAGAACAAUGAUUCCAAGCACCACCCUCCUUUUGAAAUUUCCAGUCUGUUAUUCGAACUCAAUCAGCAUGACAGAGUGAUCUCUGGCCUGGUCCUCGUCAACACUCACACCUGUGUUAACGAGAGAAUCAUUGACAUGAUGUCAGCUGGUCCUUUUGUGGCAGGGCUGAAAUGCAGUGGAAAUGUUUUGGGGGGAUUCAGUCCAUUUGCAUGGCAAAUAGGGACUUUGCAAUUAAUUGCAAUUCAUUUGAUCACUCUUUAUAACAUUCUGGAGUAUAUGCAAAUUGCCAUCAUACAAACUGAGGUAGCAGACUUUGUGAAAAUUAAUGUCAUUCAACACUUUUGGCCACAACUGUACAUACAUUUUACAUACAGUAAGUACAUAAUAAUACAUGACUGAACAUCGACUCCUUACUCCCACCCUCAGCCCAUCUUACCUAUCGUCAUAGACCACCGUCAUAUAUUUUUGAAUUGUGCUGUGAUGUUUUUUAUACAUUUUGAACCUUUCUAAUCGUAUAGUAUCCACAGAUUGUGAGCCAAAGAUGUAAACUUUUACUACAAGUAAUAUUAUUUCACUGACUGUGGCUUCCAAAUUGCCCAACACUGCUAUUUGUAAGGUUCAUUUUGAACCUGUGACCAGAGACAAGCUACAUGGGGGCAAUACCAAAAUAAAUGCUCUACGGAGUCUGUCUCUGCAGCCAAAUCUACAGAGUUGAGAUUGUUGUAUUCCCCAUAUAUAUAGCAUUCUGUUGGUGACAAGAGUGUUGUAUAAUAAUUGGAAAAACUCGAAGUGUUGAAUCAAGUGUUGUUUUUUGUACCAGUUCAUAAACCAUGUGCCAUGGAAUCGGUACAUUGAAAAUCUCUUCCCAUUUAUUCUGCAAUCUUUAUGGCGCAGCUGUCAACAUUUUUGUCCUCAAAUGAAACUGGUAUAUUUUUCAAAUUAUGCCAAUUCUUUCCAGCCCAUUUGUAUCUUUACUAUAUGGCAGACAAACAAGUGCCUUACCUUCUCCCUCUUC